This is a messenger RNA of Mugil cephalus (flathead mullet), 3395 nucleotides long. It is a transcript of the gene colq, whose product is annotated as collagen-like tail subunit (single strand of homotrimer) of asymmetric acetylcholinesterase. NCBI's taxonomy places the organism in Eukaryota, Metazoa, Chordata, Actinopteri, Mugiliformes, Mugilidae. The transcript has 17 exons. The record is from RefSeq and is a predicted model, not a curated record. The coding region runs from base 43 to 1416 and encodes 457 amino acids. Gene Ontology annotation, molecular function: heparin binding.
GCUGUGGCUCAGAAAUAAAGUCCGGCAACUAUCUGGAGCAGCAUGACUCUUCUAACACUUGGACUGUGUCUGCCGCUGUGGUUUUGUUAUGGCCUGGCUCAAUCCUCAUUUCUGGACAGCUUUAUUUCAUUCCCAGCCGCUCUCAGAUCCCUGGAGCAGCAGAAGAGAUUCAGCCCGUGCUGUUUGCUGAGUCCUCCUCCACCCCCGCUGUUUCCUCCACCCCCUUCACUUUGGCGCCGCCACACUCAAGAUGAAGGCCGCCGAGAUAACGGUGCUGAGUCUGGGUUGGACAAUGGGGACAAAGGUUCUCCCUGCGUCCAAGGCCCCACCGGGCCUGCUGGUCCCCCCGGACCUCAGGGGCCACCUGGUUUACCUGGAAUAGGAGGGCCUAAAGGAGAAAAGGGAGAAAUCGGAAGACCUGGGCAAAAGGGACGGACGGGGCCUCCUGGAUUUCCUGGGGCGCGGGGACCACCUGGAUGGCCAGGACCAAGUGGGCCCAAAGGUGAAAAGGGUGACCCGGGGUUAAUGGGUUUGCCUGGAUCCAGAGGACCAAUUGGCCCAAGGGGUCUGCCUGGGUAUAAAGGAGAAAAGGGUUCUCGAGGUGACCGCGGUGAGAACGGAGUGAAAGGAGAUAAAGGAGCAAUGGGUUUCCCAGGAAUGCUAGGACAAAAGGGGGAAAUGGGUCCAAAGGGAGAACCUGGGAUCUCAGGAAACAGAGGACCCACUGGUCGACCAGGGAAGAGAGGCAAGCAGGGGGUGAAAGGAGACUCAGGAAGUGUCGGCCCCAUGGGACCGGCAGGCCCACAGGGAACUCCAGGCCACCCAGGUCCUCCUGGUUCACCCGCCACAGGACUCUACAUGGUCAACACAAAGGGGGCUCGUGGUCCCCCGGGGCCUCCUGGAAAGUGUAGCUGCAGCUCUAUCAGUGGUCCUUCCGUUUAUGAUUAUCCAUCCUCAGGAAGCCAUCCCAGAGUACCAGCGAUCUUCGUGGUGAGCAACGAGGAGGAACUGGAGCGCCUUCAGACAGACAACGCUCUCGCAUUCCGGAAAGACCAGAGGUCUCUCUAUUUCAAAGACAUUGACGGCUGGCUGCCCAUCCAGACCUUUCCAUUCCAGAUGACGCCCUUCCAGUCCAUGGAAAAUGCACCUGAUGAUGAUGGUUACUGUGGAGACGGGAUAGUGCAGAUCUCCAUUGGGGAGGAGUGUGAUGACAGAAACAGAGUCGUUACCGACGGCUGCGUCAAGUGUAAACACGCCUACUGUGGAGACGGAUACCGCUACGAGGGGGCCGAGGAGUGUGAUGGAAAAGACUUUGGAUACCAGACAUGUAAUUCAUAUCUUCCAGGGUCGUACGGCCACCUCAAGUGCACGCCGUACUGCGUCAUCGACUCCACGAACUGCAAGUACUUCACUUGAGGAGGAGUCUGGACUCUGGCGACAGGAUCCUCUGUGUGCUGUUUGCUUGACACAUAACGAGAAUGUUUUCAUGCAAAAAAAAAAAAAAAAAACAAAAAAAAAAAAACGAACAAUAAUGCUUCAAGCAAGAGACUCUGAAGGAGGAGGCAGCCAGUGAUUCUCUGGUGAUAGAAAGAACACAACUUAUUUAUACACACAUGUAACUCAUCCGUAUUGCUGCUGAGAUGCCACGUAGCUCCCCUCGGAGUUCCAGAGUCGGUCAGCGAAAGGCGAAAGAUCCACACACAAACACGAAAAUGCACAGGACGACCGCGCUCUGUCUUAAACAAGCGGGAUUUCGGCAGGCCUCCUCGCCACGCGGCCCCCGGGGGGGACGCGGCCUCCGGGCGCGAGUAAAAAGCUGCGCGGCGGCCGUGCAGGGACUCAAUCGAGCGCUGGUGGGAGGUGUUGCGGAGGAGCGGACGCUGGGGGCGGAGAGGGUAUUAAUCUUGACCCAGUUACUGCUGAGAAAGAGAGGCAGUGGGACAUCCCGACCCAUGGCCACAGGUAUUCCGCUGCAGCGUGAAUGACACAGCAUUUGCAUGAGGCUGGGAUAACCGAGACCACGACAGCAGCUGUCACUAUCCAAGCAUGUCACCUAUCACGUUACUUAUUAUUGCCACGACGACAUUUUGUACUGUUUACUUUUAAUAUUGCAACAUGAUUUUUUCUGUUCCACAGCGGAGAUAAAACUAGGCACAUAGUGAGAUCAUACGAGAAAGGAUACACAUAUAUACAUAUACAUAUAUAUAUAUAUAGCGAGUUAUGCACUUGAAAUAUUUGUGAGACUGUUAAACCAGGGCCGCACAAUGGCCCUGAGACUUCAUUAGCCCGUGAUAGUACUGUACUUGACAAGGUUUCGUAAAUCCAAGCAACUUCUCAGGAACUGACAGGUCAUGUAGCUCCACACGGCACCUUUCACGCAUACCCCUCACUCCCCCUCUUUGUAAAUGAAACGGCCGCGACUGUACGCCGAGGCACGCAGGUGACUCAAACUCAAAGCUUUAAACGACGUGCGGCCCCCGUAGAAUCUCUCCCAUGUGCUUCGGGGGACAAACGAAACACACUGUAUGCGAAGGCUUGAAACUGUUGAUGUUCUUAACUUGACUCACCGCACAGGAAAAAAAAAAAAAAGGCUGGAGUAGUCUGUAGCUGCUAGACGGGGAGGAAUUCAAAUUCCAGUCUGUUUUAUGGUCAUUACUGUAUUUACUCUGAUACCUCUUUAUCCAGUCUUUUCUGUCUUACACUAUGUAGAAUAGCAACCGAGAAGCUCAACAGUAAACUUAACGGUGUAGGUGUAGCGUGCCGCGUUGGGCGCCAGUGUUGAAAAUGACUGUGCUGAUAUAUAAGCUGACGUUUUCCAUAAGCUUCUGUAACGAGUCCCAGUGCCAAGGGAGAGAUUUUUUCUCAGCAUUACUUAGAUGUACUAUAAAGGGAUUCUUCUAUUUAAAAAAAAAAGAAAAAGAAGCAAUUAAAAGAAUAAAGACUGUUAACACGUUGUGUCUGCAUGCUUGCAAAAAUCACUUCCACUCGUCAACCUUUGUUUCUGUAACCCGCUCGUCACGUAUUCAUCAGCCAUCAGCAGGCGUCUUAAGAAAUGUCAGUCUUGCUCUGCCCAGGUACUGUCAUGUGAUUACCUUUUUUUUUUUUUUUUUUUUCGUGGUGAACCGUGCCAUGCACAAAGCUGAAAAUACCUUUUUGGAAACUGUGCUGAAUGUUGUAUCUGUGGCCUGUGCUGCUGCUGCUGCUGCUGCUGCUGCUGUGCUCUGUCCUGUACCGUGUGUAGGCACAACAGUGCUGAAACGUGCAUGUGGUAACGUACUGUAAGGCUUCCCAAAAGUGUAGUUAUGCACUGUGACAGUUUUUUUUUUUCAUUAUUCUGAUAUGAUUUUUACUGUAUUUGCGGACAAUUUGAAAAUAAAAUGGGACUUUGAAUGGUU